This is a messenger RNA of Leishmania mexicana MHOM/GT/2001/U1103, 2022 nucleotides long. RefSeq lists its product as hypothetical. The transcript has a single exon. Lineage: Eukaryota; Euglenozoa; Kinetoplastea; Trypanosomatida; Trypanosomatidae. Gene Ontology annotation, biological process: cilium assembly. Gene Ontology annotation, cellular component: MKS complex. The coding region runs from base 1 to 2022 and encodes 673 amino acids. The record is from RefSeq and is a predicted model, not a curated record.
AUGAACGUUUUCCACUUUGCAAGCAGCCAGCGGUACCGAUCGCGGGUACCGCUGAGGCAGCUGACGUUCACGGUGGCCGUCUACCGGGCCAUCGUUGUGGAGGAGGAUAAGGCGGAGUUGCUCGUGGAGGCAACGGUGGCGUGGGAUGGCAAGGUGCUCUCUCCCGCAGAGACGCUGAGUAUCUACAAGGAUGUGACGCACCUAUCGCGGAGGGAGGCGGCAGGAACGGCCCCAUACAACGACAAGUCGGGUGUUCAGGGAGGCGCGUCUGCACUGGGGCUGGAGGGCGCGCCGCCGGUGUCCUCUCCAGCCAUAGUGCCAGCGCCUGCCCCUGGUCCCCUCCUGCCCAACAUUCCGUCUCUCCCCGCACUGUCGGACGCCAUCGCGCAGAUCAGCAGGCUGCAGUUUUUCUUUUUCACCCGCCCCUCGCUGGAAGACUUCAUCAACCAGGCUGAGGAGGACGUCCCGGUGGACCCGUCGCCGGGUCCCAGUCUCUUGGCACCCAUCGUAUUGCGCCAGCACCGACGUGAUCAUCAGCCCAACCGCUGCAUGUUUCUUAUGUGGGCCGCCGGCGAGCUGCUGGUGUGCGGCCGACCUCCCGGCGCCGCGUCACCUGGACCCGUCGGAGGGGCCGAUGAUGUCGCCGGCGGUGACAGCGCCAACGGGGACUCGCACGCGGCAGCUUCGCUCACAGUGCAUCCCACCACCGCCGCGGCUCCCUUGCUGCCUUCCGCUGCGGGGGUGGCGUCAUCGAUCGACCUUGACGACGUCACGUGGGGCGGCACCGAGCGCGUGCUGUGCACCCUCACUGCCGAGCAAGACGAGUACUUCUUUACAGCAAAGCCAAGUCUCAACAAGCUGCACACACUGUUGGUCGACGCCGCAUACAUCUACACGUUCCGCGUGACGGUGUCGCGCGCGGGCGCGUCGGUCGGGCAGCGGGAACCAUUGGCCGGGGAUGGGACGCGGCGGGGCGUCCCGGCCGACGGUUGUCUCUUGCCUUCCUCGAUUGCCCCUCUGGAGGUGCUGCUGGCCAAUGUACGCGACCUAGCUCAGUCCGUGGCAGAGCAGUACGAGUCUCUCGAGAUCGGCAAAGUUGCGGUGGCGCGCCGACUGCUGCGGCAGGUGGCGAUGAUGGCGCCGCUGGAACGUGUCGGUACCGACGGUGGCGCUACAGCAGCAGCAGCAGCAGCAUCGGUGUCAUCAUCAUCAGAGGUUGCUCGACGGCGUCGCUGGCAGGGAACGCUUGGCCUCAGCAUGCCGUUUUCUGCCGCCGCCGAUCGCACUGGAGCCAGGGGCACCAUGGGCACCUUGACAUCGUCCUCUAGGUCGCAGCGUGCGACCAGCUUUGGAGCCGCGCUCCUCUCGUCAACGGGCGUCAAGCGCAGCGCCUCGUCGCUGCCGUGUGGCUCCUGCCAGUACCAUAUAUUCGGCACAGUCGACCGUUGCGUUGGCAUCGCGGAGUGGACGCUGUUUGUGCGGUGUCGGCUUGUCGAGGAUGACUCUGUCACCCCAUCAAUGUACGACCCGCACCCCACGUCGUCGUCGUCCUCAUCUGCCGUGUGUGAGUUUAUUUCUCAGCUCGCCCACGCUAGCACGUUCGUGGAGGGCGAGUUCCUGUUAGACGUGGACCACGUCUUCAACUUGCCUUUCGACUAUUCUUUUGUUGGCGCCGCACUGCCCAGCAGCCCGCUGCGACUCAUCGCGACUGCCUUUACUGAGGGUGCCGCAGCGGAGGGGUUGCAGGCACCCGUCGCGUACGCCUGCGUGUCGCUCCCCAUCGCCAGCCCCGGCCACCACACAGUCACAGCGCCGAUGUGGGCACCACACAAGACUGGUGUCGAGUUUCUUCGCUCCACACUGGUUGGUGGCGCACCUGGACUGGUGGAUGUACGGCAGGCGGGCCCUGCCCCGGCACACCGCACGGGACUCAACGUGAAGGAGGGUCUCUACACUGACAGCGUUGGCACGCUGCGCAUCACGGUGAACAUAAUCCACCACAAGAACCAGGACAACGACUAA